Molecule: messenger RNA, 1722 nt
Organism: Myiozetetes cayanensis
Lineage: Eukaryota; Metazoa; Chordata; Aves; Passeriformes; Tyrannidae
Product: PHD finger protein 7-like
Cellular component (GO): nucleus
Source: RefSeq, a predicted model, not a curated record
GACCCACUGCUGACAGUCACCAUGUCAGACCAGGACGAGGAGGCCCCCGAAGUGAGGGAGCCAGCGUGCCUGCUGUGUGGACGAUCAGACGCUGACCCGGACAUCUGUGGAGAAAAAAUCCAGAAACAUGGGCUCUGUGCCCACGUGUUCUGUCUGAGCUGCUGCAUCUGUGGCCAGAGUGGGGCCACCAUCACCUGCUGUGAAACCGACUGUGACCUGAGCUUCCACCUGCCCUGUGCCAAGCAGGGAGGCUUUGUCACCCAGUUCAUUACACCAUACAGGUCCUUCUGCCCCACACACAGCCCCAAGCAGGCAGUGGAGGCGACUCAGCCGGGCACCAAUUGCCUCAUCUGCAUGGAGCCCGUGGAGGACAGAAAGACCUUCAAAACCAUGGUGUGCCCAGCGUGCAAAACCGCCUGGUUCCACAGGGAUUGUAUUCAAGGACAGGCUCUGCGCUCUGGUAUUUCAUCUUUCCAGUGCCCCCUCUGCAGAAACAGGCAGGACUUUCUCAUAGACAUGUUCACCAUGGGGAUCCGCAUCCCCUUCAGACCACCAUCAUGGGAGGACAAUACGGCAUUUGCCGAGCUCGAAGAGAGGCACAGGCAUUGUGAUGCCAGCGAGUGCCUUUUUCCAGGAGGUAGAGAGGAGGCCGAGGAGGAGGGGCCCUGGGAACUGCUCCUGUGCUCCUCCUGUGCAGCCGAGGGCACUCACAGACACUGCUCUGGCUUGAGAAACAGCAUAACCCGAUGGGAAUGUGAUGGCUGUGCUGGUUUGGGCACAGCCUCCAGAGAUGACUCGGAGCUUGCUGGCCCCAGCACGGCCAGGCAGUCAGGAUUGGAGCCUUCAGAGGUCUCCAGAGAACCCGAGACCAUCAGCCCCAACACAGGCAGCCUGGAGUUGUCAGGGCUCUCUCCCAGUUCUCCAACACUGGACACCAUCAGUCCCAGCACCAGCAACCAGUCAACAUCGGAGCAAUCUCUGGAAUCUCCCUCACAGGAGAUGAGCAGCUCUAGCCCUGACAGUCAGGUAACGUCGGGGUCGUCCCACAGCAGCUUCCCCGACACUGAGGACAGCAGCUGCUCCAGCGGUCGGAGGCCUGACCGCCGGCGAAACCACUCCCGCCGGCAACGUCGGGCGCGCAGUCCACAGCUUCGGUCCCGAAGUCCCCACAACAGGACCCAUGUGCCAGAACCAAGUCCUGGGAGGCGUCGGCCCAGGCUGACACAAUCAGGGGAAUCCCGCAGGCGAAACCGCUCCCGCCUGCAAAGUCAGACCCCAAAUCCUUCUGGCCAGCCCAGAAGUCUCCAUGACCGGAGCCAUGUGAGAGCACCGAGUGCUGGGAGGUGCAGCCGCAGCCAGGAAACACCGAGGACAUCCCGCACACACAAUCGCUUCCGCCAACAACGUCAGACCCCACAUCCAUCUGGCCGCUCCAGAAGUCGCCGUGACAGAAACUGUGUGAGAGCACCAAGUGCUGGGAGCUGCACACCCAGCCAGGAAGCAUCGGGGACAUCCCGCCGGCGAAACCGCUCCUGCCGGCAAUGUCAGACCCCAAAUCCAUCUGGCCGGUCCAGAAGUCCCGUGACAGGAACUGCACUCCAGCACCGAGUGCUGGGAGGAGAAACUCGAGGAGACAGCAGCCAGCACUUCCCAAAGGCAACACCACUCCCGCCAGCAGCGUCGGACCUCAGAUUCAUCCAGAGGAUCCAGAAGUCGCCGUGA